AUGCUGCGGAAAAUUCCUUUCGGGACGUUUAUCUUCUUCGGACUUCUGACGUUUGGAGGUGGAGCGUUCAUUUGGCCGUCCGCGCCCGAGAAAAAGAGAUUGACACUGGAGGAAACGGACGUGCUGUUUGGCAGUAAAAGGAUUGCUGAAGCUGACUCCCGUCGCAUGGCAGACGUCAACAAAGAGAUCGGUCUCGAAGACGUCUUGCGGGGUAUGGGUAUGGGCAUGGGUCGAACGGACGCAGGCGGCGAAGUGUCGAGCUCCGACGAGGAUGAGAAGAAAGCAAGAAAUUGA
Letharia columbiana is the source of this 294-nucleotide messenger RNA. RefSeq lists its product as uncharacterized. NCBI's taxonomy places the organism in Eukaryota, Fungi, Ascomycota, Lecanoromycetes, Lecanorales, Parmeliaceae. The transcript has 2 exons. Bases 1 to 294 code for a protein of 97 amino acids. The record is from RefSeq and is a predicted model, not a curated record.